Verticillium alfalfae VaMs.102 is the source of this 483-nucleotide messenger RNA. Its product is annotated as plasma membrane iron permease. Gene Ontology annotation, molecular function: ferrous iron transmembrane transporter activity. The transcript is spliced from 2 exons. The record is from RefSeq and is a predicted model, not a curated record. Gene Ontology annotation, biological process: iron ion transmembrane transport. Bases 1 to 483 code for a protein of 160 amino acids. Gene Ontology annotation, cellular component: high-affinity iron permease complex; plasma membrane. Lineage: Eukaryota; Fungi; Ascomycota; Sordariomycetes; Glomerellales; Plectosphaerellaceae.
AUGGCCUUCUUGAAACAAACCCUGGGCGGCCCCGAAGGCGACCAGCGUGUCUACAAGAUCCUUCGAAGACAAGUCUGGCUCGGCGUAGGCACAGGCCUCUUGCUCUGUCUAGUUGUAGCAGGCAUCAUCAUUGGCGUCUUCUACGGUGUCGGCCGCGUGAGCUGGGAAGCUAACGAGUACUAUUAUGAGGGAUCGUUUGCCCUGUUUGCCUCUAUUAUCAUCACUCUCAUGGGAGUAGCCCUCUUGCGUGUCGGAAAGAUGCAGCAAAAGUGGCGCAUCAAACUCGCCAAGGCUCUCGAGGCCCCGAUCAACAAGGGCGGCAAGAAGGGACGGUUCAAGCGAUUUGCCGAAAAGUACAUCAUGUUUGUCCUUCCCUUCAUUACCAUUCUCCGCGAGGGCAUCGAAGCCAUCGUGUUUGUGGCUGGCGUCACCUUUCUCCGCCCCUGCAUCUGCCGUUCCCCUUCCGGUCAUUUGUUGGUUUGA